UUCGCUUUCCGAAGUUGUAUUUGUUCUCGGAUACGUGAGGGAAGAUAAUCGUACGAAACCCAUUUUUCAUUCACUCUUGGUUUUGGUUAGAAGUCUUUGAGUUAGAAAGAACCUAAGAUCUAUUUUGAAGGGCUGUCUACGAGAAACGACGUCACAGAAAAACUCGUGACAUCUUGAAUUUUCAUUUGUAAUCGGGUUACAUUUCCUUGCAUGGUAAAUAUUCGAUCUCUUUGAGUUUCAAAAUCAUCGAAAUUUCAUGGCUUAGAAGUUCACCUUCAGAAUCUCAGAUGGUUUAAGCUGUUGUUCAAACGUUUGGCAUCGAAAUCCUUCUCAGGAUCCAUUCCGGUCCAUCGAACCUUAGCUGCUACUUCUCUCAUUGCCUUAACGAAACACGAAUUGAGCGUGCCUUUUAGAUAACUGUCAUGUCCGCCAGCGUCAGUCCGCUUCCAUCGAGUGAGAUGAAUAGCUCACACUCAAGUGAAGGUAGCAGUGUAAGUGGCUUUGUUGUAGUUUCUAAAGACGACGGACAAUUGCUCAAUUCCGACGACAGUAAGAUUGGAAAAAUAGCUGAGAUUCCAGGUAAAAGCGAAAGCCUCCCACAAGGCGGAAGUGAGUCGCAGAAUGAACAUGAACUAGCUGAUAGAGUUCAGAAUCUUUCCAAGGAAAAUGAACAACUUAAGGGGGUGCUGCUUCAGAACAAUGAACUCCUCGAGAAAUAUUUUGAAGAACUUGCAGACAUGCAGAAAUCUCAGAAACAGACAAGUGAGUCUUCACGCAAAGGAUAUGAACGUGCCAAGGAUAUGAUCAAGAACCUGCGAGAAAAGAAUGGAAAAUUAAAAACUGAACUGAAGAAUGAACAAAAUAAAACUUUGCAACUGGAGGAAGAGCUGUCCAAACUGAAGGAGGCAGAUCAAAAUGAAAAGUCUGCACAUCUUGAAGAAAGUUAUCAUAUAGACAAGGCUAACCCAGAUCAAGCGCAGUCUCUAAACGAAGUGGUGAAGAAGCUUGAAUCUGAAAAGGCCACCCUGGAAAUGAGUAACAGCAAACUGCAAGAACGUAUUUCCUGCCUAAAGGCCAUGCGAGAAGCUGAGCCGAACACUGAAACAGAUGACCUUGAAACUCUGGUUUCUCUUGACACCCUGUCCUCUGACAUUCCUCUCGAGAGCCCUGAAGCAGUUUGGGAGAACUUAAGGAAAGUUGAAACAGAAAAAGAAAUUUUGAAGGUAAAAUUGGAGGAGAUGAAAAUUGAGAGUGAGCAAAACCAACAACAGUUUAAUCAACUUGAGGAAGAACGUGACCAGCUUUUAAAGAAAAUUCAAGAUAUGGAGCAAAGGCAGGUAUUAGAAGAAGAAGAUAUUAAGCUUGAGGUAGCUGAAAACCAAGCUUCCACUGCAGCAGCCACAGAGCAAAUUGCUGCUUUGAGUGAACAGCUUAGAGUGCAGACAGAGGUGAUGAACAGUCUUACAAAGGAACAGAAUGCUUUGAGGCAGGAAAGAGACAUGUACAAGAAGAAGGCUGAAGAAAUUGAACAAAGAACCACUGAGAAUGUUGAAGCUAUAGGAGAACAGCAGCAAAACUCUCCUGAAAAAGGCAGUGAUAAUCAGGAAGAACUGAAAGUAAAUGAACUACACAUUACACUUGAAAAAGUGAAGAAAAACCUUUGGGAAUACCAGAGACGUGAAGGAGAUCUUCUGAACAGGGAGAAGGCUGUUCUUGAGAAGGAAGAAGAACAAAAGCAGAGAACCACUGAGAAUGUUGAAACUAUAAAAGAACAGAAGCAAAACUCUCCUGAAAAAGGCAGUGAUAAUCAGGAAGAACUAAAAGGAAAUGAACAAUACAAAACACUUCAAAAAGUGAAGAAAAACCUUUGGCAAUACCAAAGACGUGAAGGAGAUCUUCUGAGCAGGGAGAAUGCUGUUCUUGAGAAGGAAGAAAAACAAAAGCAGGUUAUGGAAGAGAAUGAGAACCUAAAAGAUCAGCUUGCUGAAGCUCAAAAAAAUAUUGAAGCACUUUCCCACAAAGAGAAGGGGCAGGAGGAAGAAGUGAACACUCUGAGGAGGCAGCUGAGUUCAGUAUCAGAUGAACUCACUGAGACGCAUGAACAGGAAGUUUCUCAGUUAAAGGAGUCAUUGCAGACAGUUAUUGACAGUGCCAAAGAAUUGAGAGUAACUGUUGAACAACUUAGGAAGGAGAAUGAAAAUCUUCAGAAACUUGUUGAGGAACUGAAAUUAAGUGCAAGUCAGAAGGAAGAGGAAAUACAGACUCUAAAGGAGGAAACAGCCAAAGUGUCCAAUGAACUGAAUGAGGUUCAGGAGCAGGAAGUUAACCGCUUAAAAGAAGAAUUGUCAGACAAGACUGAGGCACUGAAAAAUGCAGAGAUUAACAUAAAAUCUAUGGAGACUCAAGUGACACAAUUAAUCAAGGAAAAUGAAUCUCUAACAGCAGAGAAAGAAAGGCUUAAGGAUGAAUGCAUCCAACAGGAAAAUAUGUAUCAAGAUCAUCUCCAUAAGAUCACUGAUGACAGUGAGAAGCAGAGAAUGAAGAGAGACCAAUUGAUCGAAAGUCUCAAAAAGAAUAUGUCAACCACUGAUGCAGAACUUAAGAAAACACGCUCAAAACAGGAAACUGACAGGGCGGCCUUCCUACAACUCCAAGAGGAUUUAGAUCGUACAGUUGGAGACUACAAUGAACUUUUACAAGCAUACCACACAACGAAUGAAACGAAGACGAAACACGAAGCCUACCUCAAGGAAGCUGAUGAACACAGAAAGAAGUUGAAAGAAGACGUAAAGAUUAGAGAUGAUGAACUCGAUAAAGUACAUCAAGCCAAGUAUGACCUGGAACAAGAGCUGAAAGCUCUACAGAAUGAACAAGAGAAGCGAUCGAUUCUCGAGCAAACAUUGAAACAGUACGAGGAUGAUUUUCGAAUUGAACGCGAAGCCAGAGAGAAGCAACACGGGGAGAUGUUGAGCCUGACUGAACAAGUCCAGCGGCUUCGGCAGGAAAACCAGCGAUAUCAGGAUGAGAUCUAUCAGUUAAGCAACAGAGGAUUCGAGGAAAUGCAACGCCGCCAUGCCAGUGUUCCUUAUCAUACCACAGACUACCCACCCCAUCAACAAGGAUCUCCCGGAGAAUGGUGCGCUGGAUUUCCUGGAAUGCCUUUUUUCACCCGUGGAUCCGAACAACCUGCAGAAACCAGGAGAGAGGGGGACAUGCGGAGUCCUGGAAGGGAACAACAAGUCCCUGCUCCACCGGUGGAUGAAAAUGAUUGGCAAUGUCCAAAAUGUCGCGGGGUGUUCCCUAAUUUUGAUGCACUUCAGAUUCAUGCUGUGGCAUGCCAAGGAUUCCAGCGACCACCUUCCGUAGGCGAUCUUCAGCAAAAUCAGUGUCCAAGCUGCAUGGAGUUAUUUCCUGAUAUAGAAACCCUGGAACUUCAUGUAGAGGAAUGUCUGGAUCAACAUCAAUAGUGAAAUUAUCCUGACCUCAACGCAUUUGACCGAACUGGAGGAUGUAUUGGCAAGAGGAGUGGACAGUCAGGGUGAACUGAACGUUAUAAAAUUCUUAACCACUGAGCAGUGAAACAGUUUAUUCCUAAGCUUUUUAUAUGAACAUUUUUAGCACGAAGCAGCAUUCUGUAUCGAUAAUUUGACGCUUAAAAUGAGUUUUAAAUGCAAGCAGAAGUCAUACAGGACACUGAGCUGUUCUGUUGGCCGUUUCACUUUACUUUAAUGAAAACCACGUCAGAAAAAGUCUUGAAAACUGCUUUAAUAGGAUUACAGCUUCGAUGCUAUUUACCGCGCUAUUUGUUGAAAGCGAGCAGAUCAACAUAGGGGACAGGUAAGUUUAACCGCAGGGGACAGUAUGAUAACCAAGUAUUAAUUGACCUUAAAAUUUAGCUGACCAGUGAAGGUGUGACAAACUUGGCUUUUUGUGAGAUACAGAUAUGACGUAUUAUGUUACUCAUAUAUAACUUUCAUUUUGGUAACGCAAUAUCCAAUUCAGCGGAUUUAGACCACAACUUCGACGUGCUCUUGCGUUACUCUUGUUGUUCUGUAAAACUAAAAUCUCCUAGACAGUCUGAGACCGUAUUUAUCUGAUAUUACAACUGUAGUUCAAGAAUAGAUUAGGUAAUUUACACACAGUUUGUAUUGGAAACAUACUAUGUCUCGCAUUAAGAACUAAAUGUAAUUAACGGAUGACGAUUCACGACAGUGAUCUAAAACAAUAGUUGAGUUGAUAUGUUCUAGAAACACAUCAAAAGCUCUCUAAAGUAAUUCCAGUUGUUUUUCAAGUGAAGUACAGAGGGAUAAAGGUUAAUGUUAAUUUGAAGGAUGUUUAAUACCACUUCCUUUAAGACUUUGUAAACAAUUUAUUUUAGUAAAAAUUUACUUUUAUGUUUUAUCAUAGCAUAGUAAGUAGACUACGUUGACUCUGCGUGUGUAGUUAUUUUUUUCAUACAUAUGAAAUAAUGUUUAAAAAUUUGGUUUUCCUUAAAGGCAGGGGCCCAUUUCUAUGGGCUCCUGUUAAAGGUAAUUAAUUUGGUAAAAGUGUAAAAAAUUUUUUCUUCUUCAACUGAAAAUAAAAUCUAAAGGAAUUAA
Molecule: messenger RNA, 4598 nt
Organism: Pocillopora verrucosa
Lineage: Eukaryota; Metazoa; Cnidaria; Anthozoa; Scleractinia; Pocilloporidae
Source: RefSeq, a predicted model, not a curated record